AUGUCGAAAUCCUCAUCAAAUGGAUUUUCACACAAAAGAGGUGAAAGUGAGGGAGUUUCGAAACAGUCUAUAAAGUCACAUCCCGCAAAUACACCAAGUACAGCAUUCAGUGGGGAAGCUGUAAGCUCGGAGAGGCCUUCGCGUGAUCGUUUAGUGUACCUCACAACAUGUAAGAUUGGGCAUCUUGUGGAAGUGCAUCUAAAAAAUGGAUCGGUGUAUAGUGGUAUAUUUCAUGCUGCUGAUGUAGAGAAGGAUUUUGGAAUCAUUCUAAAGAUGGCAUCCUUGAUUAAAGAAGGUACUUUAAGAGGGCCUAAAUCCCGUUAUGAGGUUGUCAAAAAGCCACCUUCCAAGACAUUCAUUAUUCCGGCUGAUGAAGUUGUGCAAGUUGUAGCUAAGGAUCUCUCUGUAUCCAGUGACGGCAUGUUAAAUGCCGUUCAGAGUGAGAAGCAGGGUGAGCUGUUGACAGACUCUUCUAUAUCACAGUCUUCUCAUGUUGAGCAGAGAAGAGAGCUAAAACCCUGGGUACCUGAUGAGGAUGUUCCAGAGAAUUUGGUGAAUGUGUUUGAUAACCCUGGGAAUAGUAGAGGGUGGGAUCAGUUUCGGGUGAAUGAGUCACUGUUUGGAGUAAAGAGCACUUUCAAUGAAGAACUCUAUACCACAAAACUUCAGAGAGGUCCUAGAAGUAAAGAGCUGGAAGAGCAAGCCCUGAGGAUUGCGAGAGAGAUUGAGGGUGAGAGCACCCGAGAUCUUCAUGUAGCAGAGGAAAGAGGCCUUCAACUUAACGCGAAAUUUGAUGUUGAUGAGGAAACUAAAUACUCAGCUGUUCGUCCAGUUGAUGGGUUUGAUGAUAGUGGGUUUGAUGAGGAGGACGACAAUUUACUGGAUACUCGCAAUGAUCAGACUUUUGGUGGUUCAUCUGCUUCUGAUGGUCAGAAGCCAACUUCUUCUAGUGGCAAGGGCUAUGGAGAAUUACGGGGGGACAAUAAAUCUUCUUGGAAAGAUAUAAAUGUAGAUCAAAGCUGCUCGGUAUCUGAUGAUCACCUUCCCUCUGAACGGCUAUCCAAAGAUUUUCCUGCUCUGGGCAGCAGUAACAGUGAUAACCAGCUGGGUGAGCGAAGAAACAACAAUAAUCCAGAGGUUUCUCACAGUAACAGAUCAGCUCAGGAAUCAGCUUCUGGUCAUGGAGAUAUCAAAGAAGGUGCAAAACUUGGUGGUGGUACAACCUCAGGGUCGAAAGCUGUUGCUGAGAGAGAAAGACAAGUCGGUCAAGUUUCUGGUAAAACAAAACCUGAAAUCUCUUUUGGGCAGUCGACUUCAAGAAGUUCAGGGAGCCGGCCAGCUCCUUCAGCAUCAACUCGUCCCGGACUAUCACCAAGCUCGUCAAUUGGUUCUAUGUCCUCAGCAGAAAAGUCCACUCUAAAUCCGAAUGCAAAGGAAUUCAAACUCAAUCCAAACGCAAAGAGUUUCAAACCAUCGCAACCAGCUGGUGCGCGGCCUCAGUCUCCAAUCGCAGAUUCGUCAUUCUACUACCCUGCAGGUCCUGUUCAGCAGAUACCACCUGGAAUGCCUGUUGGUUACGGAAUUCAACCGCAGUAUCCUGGCCAGCAACAGCAGAUCAUGUAUCAUCAUCCUCAAACCUAUUAUCCUCCAAAUGCGCAACAUCAGUACCCGCAGCAGCAGCAGCAAAUGAUGCAAAAUCAGCAAAUGAUGAUGCAUGGUCAGCCUAGGCCGCCUAUUGUUUACAUGCCUCCUCCUCCUUACCACCCGGAAAAUCCAUAUAAUCAAGGCCGAGAGUAA
Microthlaspi erraticum is the source of this 1797-nucleotide messenger RNA. The record is from the annotation of a GenBank genome assembly. NCBI's taxonomy places the organism in Eukaryota, Viridiplantae, Streptophyta, Magnoliopsida, Brassicales, Brassicaceae.